Molecule: messenger RNA, 1593 nt
Organism: Knipowitschia caucasica
Lineage: Eukaryota; Metazoa; Chordata; Actinopteri; Gobiiformes; Gobiidae
Source: the annotation of a GenBank genome assembly
AUGCGAUGUGUGGGGCUUUUGCUACUCGUCUCCUUUUCAGUGUGUCUGGCUGCCAGGGGGCACUAUGCUCAGCAGUUGUUCAGAGACCUGUUUGUGAACUACACUAGUGCUCUGCGUCCAGUGGAAAACACAGAGCAGGCCAUCAACGUGACUCUGCAGGUCACUCUGUCCCAGAUCAUUGACAUGGAUGAGAGGAACCAGAUCUUGACCCUGUACCUCUGGGUUCGUCAGGUCUGGAUGGACUCGUUCUUGACUUGGUCCAAAGACGACUAUGACGGUCUAGAGUCCAUCCGCCUCCCGAGUCGCUAUGUGUGGAAACCAGACAUAGUGUUGUACAACAGUGCAGACGAUGAGUUCUCCAGUUCCAUAGAGACGAACGUGGCCCUGCGCAGUGACGGUCAGCUGACCUGGGACCAGCCGUCCAUCACAAAGUCCUCCUGCUCCGUGGACGUGGCCUUCUUCCCCUUUGACCUUCAGCAGUGCGUCCUGACCUUUGGCUCCUGGACCCACAACGGGAACCAGAUGGACCUGAACAUCGAGCUGGACUCUGCUGAAAUGGCAGACCUGGUGCCCAACGUGGAGUGGCAGGUCUUGGGCAUGCCUGCGAAGAAGAACGUGAUCCUGUAUGGGUGCUGCUCGGACCCGUACCCGGACAUCACCUUCACGCUGCAGCUCAAGCGCAGAGCCUCCUUCUACAUCUUCAACCUGCUGCUCCCCUGCAUGAUGAUCUCCUUCCUGGCCCCGCUCGGGUUCUACCUGCCGGCCGAGAGCGGGGAGAAGGUGUCCCUGGGCGUCACGGUGCUCCUGGCCCUCACCGUGUUCCAGCUGCUGGUGGCCGAGAGCAUGCCGCCCUCCGAGAGUGUCCCCCUGAUCGGUAAAUACUACAUUGCGACGAUGACGAUGGUGACGGCCUCCACCGCUCUGACCAUCUUCAUCAUGAACCUUCAUCACUGUGGACCCGAGGCCAGACCAGUUCCAGGCUGGGUCCGAGUCUUGGUGCUGCAGUACCUGAACCGGGUCUGCCUGGUCUACGACCUGGGAGAGACCUGCGCGCAACCAGAGGACCAGGCUGCAGGGGGCGCUAACACGUCGCUGUCAGAUGAAGAAUCUUCCAAACAUUCUGAUGAGGUCCUGCUAACGGUGGAGUCGGCCAUUUUACAGAAUGGAGGACGGAGCAGAGAGCGAGCGCAAGAAGAAGCAAAUGAGGAUCAAAGUUCAGAGAACAAGAUGUCUGGUGUAGAGAUGCAUGGCGAGGAGAGACUUCAAAAUGGCGGCAGUUCAGUUCCGAGCGGCGUGGAGGGUUUGUCCGGUCGCAGAAAGAGCGUGGACUGUGUAGACAAACAGAAGGAAGCCCCCGCGAGCUGCUGUCACUGCGGCCGCCAUCUUUGUCCUGGUAUCCGUGGGUAUGCACCGCUGGACCGUCUCCGUGGCGACGUGAGCUCCAUCGCCGACACGUUCCAAGAGCAGAGAGAGGCCCAGGCCCUGAUGACGGACUGGAGGCGGGUCGGCCGCGUCCUGGACCGAGGCCUCAUGUGGCUCUUCUUCAUCAUGGUCUUCAUCAUGAGUGUGCUGAUCCUGGGCAAGAGCAUCUGA